This is a messenger RNA of Planococcus citri (citrus mealybug), 1752 nucleotides long. RefSeq lists its product as uncharacterized. The record is from RefSeq and is a predicted model, not a curated record. NCBI's taxonomy places the organism in Eukaryota, Metazoa, Arthropoda, Insecta, Hemiptera, Pseudococcidae. The transcript has 6 exons. The coding region runs from base 159 to 1502 and encodes 447 amino acids.
UUCAACUACACAGUUGAAUAAACACAUACCUACCUAUUCGACGAACCUCACACACUUUGAUCUGUGACUCAGGCAAAAAGAUGUGCAGGAGCAAUAAACAUUUCAGAAGGAAAAAACAUUCAGUUCGAAUCGUACAGUGAUGAAAAAAUGUUGUAAAAAUGUUCACUUUUCCUUUGACAUGGGUUUUCUACGUUUUACAGACACUUACUCUAUCUGAGUUUGUAAACGCUAAUUCAGUGAAUGAUCUCCCAUUAGUCUUGAUACAAGAAGAGAAGAAAUUCGUGUACCCCAACAAAUUAGACAAGACGGUUUUCGAAGCCAAUCGAGGAUUCACUGGUGAAACGAAAUUUGCUCAAGAUACGAAUACAAAUCAAGUAUUCUUUUGCCCAGCAGAUAAAAAAAAAAGAAAGAAGUAUAUCGUUGGAUCCAAUUUUCUAUUUUAUCUUGGAGAUUAUUACAGCAACCACAGAGUAGGUUCGUACUGUUUAUUCGAAAAAACAUUCAAACCAAACGAAGUUAUCACAUGCACCGAAGAAGCUAUUCCCGGCAUUUAUAAACAUCAAGUUGGUCAUUUUUUUGAUCAAAACGGCUAUAUCUUUGUGACUAAGAAUGAUCAAACUUGCGGUAGGAAUGGAAACGGUACGCGUUAUAAAUUCGCUUAUGAACUUUGUUUCGACAUCAACAAAUGGGACAAAUUCAAAAAUUCACACAAUCACGAUUUAAGUGAAGUACAAAGAUAUGUUUACAAGAUAAUGAAUAUGUUUUUAAUCACACAACCUGUAUACGAAAUUUGCUACGACAACCACAGUAAGGAGACAUUACACACUAAGCAUGAACUACCAGCGAUUCAGUUACUACAAAAUCAGAAUCUGUCACAUGAACAAGAAAAAAAAUCCGAUAAAAUAGAUGACUAUAUCUACAACAAUUCAGAGUUGAAUUUCAAAAAAGACAUUAAAUUUUACGAGGAAAUGCCUCCGUGGUAUAAGCAACAACUCUUGGUACCACCCGAUGAUAUGAUGACAGCUUUAUUAAAAAAGACUACGAACCAUUACAUCAACAUUAAACCAAUGCACGAAGAAAUAAUCAAAUUGUGGAACUUCAUGGAAAAUUUUUUACGAAGCAACUUGAAAGAACCCAGCACCCCAUACGAAAUAUACACAGGAGCAUUUAAAAUUUCUGCCGAAUCGAAAAAAAACAGAAUACCAGAUUUCUGGAUUAAAGUAUUAUUUCGGCGCGAUAAAGAAGAUUUUAAACUCAGCCAAUCGGUAGCUAUUGUAUUAAGAAACGAAUAUAAAGAAGGCAAACAGUACACCGACACCACAAUGACUGACUUUUGUGAGGAAGACGCAUGCCAAAUUAUAAAAGAUCGCGACAGUGAAAUAAAAGCAAAAUUUUCGAAAUUAUUUGAGCAUGUGCGAUGCUGUCCGGUAAAUAAAAUGAUCAAAAAUUUAUUCCAAGAAAAUUUAAACGAGGGUGUUCUUUUACCAAUUGUUAGAUAUUAAAUUUUUCGAUAGAUAUUAAGCAUUUGAAAAGAUUAUUUUAUGCCACCGAUGUAUAAGAUAGAAACCUCUAUGUUUAUAAUUUUUUAUUAUGCAUUAUUUAAAACUUGUGAUUAGUUUUAUUCCAAGUAAGCGAUUAAAUAGGUAAAAGUAGGUACCUACUAGGUCAAUUUUAUUUGUACGAUCUCGUAACGUAAAAUAUGUACUUACCUACCUAGAUAUCUUUAAAAUAAAUUUUAUUCAUUUCCUUCAA